Molecule: messenger RNA, 1137 nt
Organism: Ogataea philodendri
Lineage: Eukaryota; Fungi; Ascomycota; Pichiomycetes; Pichiales; Pichiaceae
Exons: 1
Coding region: 1-1137 (378 amino acids)
Biological process (GO): rRNA base methylation
Cellular component (GO): nucleus
Molecular function (GO): 23S rRNA (adenine(1618)-N(6))-methyltransferase activity
Source: RefSeq, a predicted model, not a curated record
AUGGAAAAUCACAAUAUUUCUCGGGAACUGGAUUUUAGUAAGCUGGUCGAGAAAUACCCGGAAUUGCGGCCGUGGUUCCAUCAUAACCGCUUUGAAUGGCACGACAACAGUGCCGUGGUAUUAAUUACUAGAAUCCUGCUCCAAGAAUGGGGGCUCCAGGUCCAGAUCGACUCAAAUCGUCUGUGUCCGCGACUAUUCAACAGACUCGACUAUCUCGACUUUAUGCACGAUCUGCUCGGCAGUUUCAAAAACACAGUCGGUCUGGACGUGGGCACGGGCCAUCUAGCAAUCUAUGCGCUUCUGGGCGCCAAACUAUACGGUCUUGAGUUUGUUGCGUCCGACAUCGAUCGCGAAUCGCUGCGACUGGCCGAAUCCAACAUCAGCCGCAACGGUUUGGGAUCUGCAGUCACCCUUGUGCAUAAUGAACCAUCGGAGUCAUUUUUCGAUUGCCUGGUUUCCCGGCUUGGGCCAAAACACGGGUUUGUCAUGUGCAACCCGCCGUUCUACUCGUCGGCCACCGAAAUGCGCCAGCGUGCAGACCUGAAAGCCGACGCGCGUGCCGUUUCAGCCAUGGCAAACGAGCUCGUCGUGGAGGGCGGCGAGAUCGCGUUUGUGAGUCGCAUGAUCCGCGAGAGUGAGUCCCACAAAGAGUCCAACAUCACGUGGUUCACCAGUCUGUUGGGAAAAUACGACUCUUUGAAACCGCUUGUUUCGUUGCUGCGUUCAAAGAAGAUAGACAACUUUGGUGUCCAUGCGUUUCGCAGCAGCCUCACACAAACAGGAACACAGCGAUGGAUACUGUUCUGGUCGUUCAAGCCAGACCGACCAAAAGCCGACCUGUUCAACAGCAUUGUGACUCAGAAAGUGCGUCGUGAAUUCAAGUGCAACCAGAAAAAUUUGAAAGAAAGACUCCAUGCCUUGGACAGCAUAGACGUCUCAGAGCCUAACCAAAGCUCGCUCGUUCUCCAAGUGCCGGGGAACGUUUGGUCGCGGUCCUACAGACGCCAGAAACGGUACGCUGAGGACCAAAUGCGCGUGAAAAUCACGUUUGAUGAAAAUACCGUGGUGACCUGGAAAAGCGGCCUCAAUUACCAGCUUUUCGAGAGUUUUUGUAACUGGUGUAAAGAAUCGACAUGA